Nerophis lumbriciformis (worm pipefish) is the source of this 1284-nucleotide messenger RNA. The record is from RefSeq and is a predicted model, not a curated record. Lineage: Eukaryota; Metazoa; Chordata; Actinopteri; Syngnathiformes; Syngnathidae.
AUGGCGAGUGUUCAAACUUCAUCCAGCAGACCUUACCAUCUGGUCAUUUUCGGAGCCUCCGGGUUCACGGGACAGUUUGUGGUGGAGGAGGUGGCCCGGACUGCGUCCGAGGGUCCGCGAGGCAAUCUCAAAUGGGCCGUGGCUGGAAGGAGCAAGCAGAAGUUGGAGCAAGUUCUGGAGCAAGCGGCCUCCGUCCUCGGAAAGCCCGAGCUGAGGACCGAAGUGGACAUCAUAGUUGCAGAUGUGGAGGAACCAGACUCUCUGGCGGCCAUGUGCAAGAAGGCUGUCAUUGUCCUCAACUGUGUUGGUCCUUACAGGUUCUUUGGCGAGCCAGUGGUUAAAGCUUGUGUGGAGAAUGGAGCCCAUCACCUUGAUAUCUCAGGAGAACCUCAGUUUCUGGAGGGCAUGCAACUGAACUACCACAACCUGGCAGCUGAAAGGGGCGUGUACAUUAUCGGAAGCUGUGGAUUUGACUCCAUCCCUGCAGACAUGGGGGUGCUGUACACUCGCGAACAGUUCAAGGGUACUCUAACUGCAUUGGAGAGCUUCCUGACCGUCGCUUCUGGGCCUGAAGGUGGAUGCAUCCACGACGGCACGUGGCAGUCGGCCAUCUAUGGCUUUGCUGACAGCCAUAAACUUCAAAGUCUCCGCAGGAAGUUUAACCACAAACCUUUGCCUUCCGUCGGUACGAAGCUUCAACGCAGGGGCGCAUUGUUCUACAGUAAUGAGAUCCAGCAGUACACUGUACCUUUUAUGGGUUCUGAUCCAUCUGUCGUCAAGAGGACACAACGCUUCCUGGUGGAGGAAUAUCAGGACACUCCGGUCCAGUAUGGCGCCUAUGCAGGCAUCGGCGGGAUUGGCAAUGUCAUCAAGUUGAUUUUUGCCGGAAUAAUGUUCUGGUUUUUGGUCAAGUUCAGUUUUGGACGCAACCUUCUCAUUAAGCACCCAGAGUUCUUCUCCUUUGGAAUGUUCUCCAAGGCUGGACCAACUCGCAAGCAGAUGGAAUCGUCCUCAUUUCGCUUUGCUUUCUUCGGAGAGGGUUACACUGAGGGACUAGACCCCACCCAGGGGAAACCUAAUGGCAAGAUUUGCACUUUGGUUCAAGGACCAGAAGCCGGUUACGUGGCCACGCCCAUUGCUUUGGUGCAGGCAGCUCUGACAAUCCUCAAUGAGUCCACAGCCUUGCCUAAGAGUGGAGGAGUGUACACUCCAGGUGCCGCUUUUGCCAAAACCACCCUGAUCAAGCGACUCGACAAACAUGGCAUCAAGUUUUCUGUCAUCUAG